This is a messenger RNA of Humulus lupulus (European hop), 1620 nucleotides long. RefSeq names its product methylthioribose kinase. The record is from RefSeq and is a predicted model, not a curated record. Lineage: Eukaryota; Viridiplantae; Streptophyta; Magnoliopsida; Rosales; Cannabaceae. Gene Ontology annotation, molecular function: S-methyl-5-thioribose kinase activity. The coding region runs from base 169 to 1425 and encodes 418 amino acids. The transcript is spliced from 6 exons.
UCUGUUCAAACGUUAAACAACACGAGUAGGGACGCCUUUUUCUACUUUUCCAGGGUUUUUAUAGAGACUUGUCAUUGCCUUACAAUACUAUACAACGCUACUCACUCUUCCAAGCUCUCUCUAAGCUCCAGCUUCGAUCUCUCAGCCACCGGUUCUUCGCUUUCAGAGAUGGCUUUCUCCGAGUUUUGUCCGUUGGAUGAGAAGUCCCUUGUAGAUUACGUAAAGGCCGUACCUGCUCUCUCCUCUAAGCUCGGAGACAACCUCGACGAUUUGACCAUUAAGGAAGUCGGAGACGGUAAUCUUAAUUUCGUCUACAUCGUAAUCGGCUCCUCUGGUUCUUUAGUCAUCAAGCAGGCUCUGCCGUACAUACGCUGUAUAGGGGAGUCAUGGCCAAUGACGAAGGAACGAGCAUACUUUGAAGCAGUGACAUUAAAAGAGCAUGGUCGCUGGUGCCCGGAUAAUGUUCCCGAAGUUUAUCAUUUUGACCGCACCAUGUCUUUGAUUGGCAUGCGGUAUUUGGAGCCUCCACAUAUAAUCCUAAGAAAAGGGUUGAUUGCUGGAGUUGAGUACCCACUGCUGGCUGAACACAUAUCAAAUUACAUGGCUAAUACUCUUUUUUACACAUCACUCAUUUAUCGUUCCACAACAGAGCACAAAAAUGCUGUUGCUGAAUUUUGUGGGAACGUGGAGUUAUGCAGGCUCACUGAACAGGUUGUUUUCUCUGAUCCUUAUAAAGUGUCUGAAUAUAACCGCUGGACUUCCCCUUAUCUUGAUCAUGAUGCUGAGGCUGUUCGGAAUGAUGAUGUUUUGAAGGUUGAAAUUGCUGAGUUAAAAUCCAAGUUCUGUGAGAGAUCCCAAGCGCUAAUUCAUGGAGAUCUUCACACUGGCUCUGUGAUGGUCACUCAUGACUCAACUCAAGUUAUAGAUCCGGAAUUUGCCUUUUAUGGACCAAUGGGUUUUGAUGUUGGUGCCUUUUUGGGGAACUUGAUUUUGGCUUACUUUGCACAAGAUGGACAUGCUGCUGGUGAAAAUGACCGUAAGAAUUACAAGGAGUGGAUUUUGAAGACAAUCGAGGAUAUGUGGAAUCUUUUCCGUAAGAAAUUCACAGCUCUUUGGGACAAGCACAAAGAUGGUUCUGGCGAGGCCUAUCUUCCUGCAAUUUAUAACAACUCUGAGGUUCAGCUCCUUGUUCAAAAGAAGUAUUUUGACGAUUUGUUCCAUGACACACUUGGAUUUGGUGCUGCAAAAAUGAUAAGGAGAAUUGUUGGUGUGGCACAUGUUGAGGAUUUAGAAUCAAUUUCUGAUCCUAGCAAACGAGCUACAUGUGAGAGGCGUGCUCUUGAUUUGGCAAAGCUGCUUCUGAAAGAAAGGCAUAAGUUUCACAACAUUGCUGAAAUUGUUUCAGCCAUUCGGAGCGUCCAGUAAUGACCAAUUUCUAAGCAUUACGGAAACAAAAUAUAAUGAUAACUGGCAUGAAAUAUCUGUUCCGAUGGAAAUGAUUUUGAAUGCCCGAAUAUGAAGCUUUGCAAAAUAAUAAAAUGUGUAAGCCUUUUUUUUUUUUUUUGUUAUUAGUGUUAAAUGGAAAGAAAUCUGAUUAUUGGUCGUUGGUUUGAUUCUCUA